AGCGAGCGUGGCUGCGCCUGCUCGUCAGCUGUCGGGUGCGUAGCGUCAGUGCUGGGGCUUGGGAGGGCCUGCGGCCGAGACUGGGGGGCAGUGGGGCCCCGGGUGCAGGGAAACGCUCGGCGACGAAGGAGCCGGGCGGGAGAUGUCCGCUGAACUGGGAACAGCGUCGGCUGCACAGGCGUCGUCCCCUGAGCGCAUUAUUAAAUCCCUAUCGAAGGAGGAGACCAUCAAAAGGAAGUUUUCUGAAGCAGAGAGAGCAAACACGCGGACACUGGGGAUGGCGACAGCACCGCUCGGCGCCCGUUCCCCAGCUCCUCUGAAUCUGAAGAAGGAGGUGCUUCGGACCAUGAAGGGGGAUCCCCACUCUACUGGGGAACAGGGAGUCCGGCUGCCGGGAGACGGCACAGGCCUGGGGCAGGAACCGUUGUGCAAACAGUUCAGGCAGUUGCGCUAUGAGGAGACCACAGGGCCCCGGGAGGCGCUGCGCCGGCUCCGCGAGCUGUGCCGCCAGUGGCUGCGGCCCGAGACGCACAGCAAGGAGCAGAUCCUGGAGCUGCUGGUGCUGGAGCAGUUCCUGACCAUCCUGCCCACCGAGCUCCAGGCUCGGGUGCGGGAGCACCAUCCGGAGAGCGGGGACGAGGUGGUGGUUGUUCUGGAGGAUUUGCAGCCAGAGCUUGGAGACGCAGGAAAGCAGGCGGACCCAGGCCAGGCUGAAGAGCAGAUGAUGCUGGCGGGGGCGGCAGCCCCGGUGGAAGCAGUGCGGGGGCAGCGCACCCAGCCGGAGCGUGAAGUUCUGGAGCCUGAAGGAGACAAGGGUGAGAAGACCAGGGUUGAGAACGGGAAGGUAUUUGCAGAGACAGACUCUUGUGGAGGAGUGGAAUCAGCCAGGAAGGUAUCCGAACCCGUAGAGCCUCGUUCUGAGGAAUCUCACUUGGAAAGGCAGCGGGUCGAGCCCAAGGAGAAGCCCGAGUAUAAAUGCUCAGAAUGUGGGGAGGGCUUCUCCCGCCACUCGGACCUGGUCACACACGAAGGCGCGCACACGCGAGGGAAGCUGUGUGAGUCUGCGGCGUGUCACAGUACUGGUCUUACUGGACGCCAGAAAAUCCGCUCUCGAGAGAAAGGUCAUCAGUGUCACGAGUGUGGGAAAGCCUUUCAGAGGAGUUCACACCUUGUCAGACACCAGAAAAUCCAUCUUGGCGAGAAGCCUUACCAGUGCAAAGAAUGCGGGAAGGUCUUUAGCCAGAACACAGGCCUCUUGGAACACCUCCGGAUCCACACUGGAGAGAAGCCUUACCUGUGCAUCCACUGUGGGAAGACCUUCCGACGCAGCUCCCACCUCAACCGGCACCAGAAUAUCCACAGUCAGGAGGAGCCCUGUGAGUGCCAGGAGUGUGGGAAAACCUUCAGCCAGGCCCUUCUCCUCACCCACCACCAGAGGACCCACAGCCACUCCGGAAGCCAUCGCUGUAAUGAGUGUGGGAAAGCCUUCAGUCUGACUUCAGACCUCAUUCGACACCAUAGGAUUCACACCGGAGAGAAGCCGUUCAAGUGUGACAUUUGCCAGAAAGCCUUCCGCCUAAACUCCCACCUGGCUCAGCACGUGAGGAUCCACAAGGAAGAAAAACCCUAUGAGUGUAACAAAUGCGGAGAAGCCUUCAGGCAGAGGUCGGGGCUUUUUCAGCAUCAGAGAUAUCACCACAAAGACAGUAUGGCUUGACGGGGCGUCCUCUGCGGAGACCAUCACAGACAGGAUGUCGACAAGCAAACAGUACGUCAGGAAGAGUCACUGCGACCAAUUCUAGCCUCACAGAACUCGGCGGGGGGGGGGGGGCCCACACGGGAGGCUGUGCGCAUCCACUUGUGCUCAGCCUUGGCCCAUAGAGAUCUGACCCUAGAGGGUACCAUGGGAACAAGAGCAUUCUUUACUGCAGGACUUCUCUGAGCCUUUAACUGGUAAAUGCUUGAUUGUGCAUCUCCAGGUAGUAGAGAGCCUCAUGAUUGAGUUAGGGCUUUGAAGUCAGCAGCAAGUCACAUAUCCACAGAUUUAUAGGCUUAAACGGAACAAGAGCAGGUUGAUAAUUUUACAUCUGGUGCAGCAACAAUGCCUGUAAAAUAAAACUAAUGACAUUUGGAAAUAUACCACUCUUAAAGGUGUCUUAAAGUGCAGGUUUAAUGGUGGACAUUUUCCCCCAGUGGUUUUACUAAUCACCCCCUACUGGCAUUCCCCCCCCCCCCACCAUCUGCAGAAGCAUUUUAGAAAGCAAAGAUGAUCUAAUUUUACUAUUUCCCACCCCUAGUCUUGCUACAAUACUUCACUCAUUCAGGUUAGAAAUCCAGGUUAAACUGUGGGAGAGAUUUUAUAAGUCAUGUGAAUGAACAGUGCUGAGUGAAUCCAGGUAGUAACUGUCUUGAUACAAACUUCAGUGUCAGGAAAGUGGGUCCUCCAUAGACACCGUUUAGGAAAUGGGGAAAGAAAUUAGACUGUUUUCCUUUAUUUUUUUUUUUUAAUUUUUUUUUCAACGUUUA
Molecule: messenger RNA, 2526 nt
Organism: Prionailurus viverrinus (fishing cat)
Lineage: Eukaryota; Metazoa; Chordata; Mammalia; Carnivora; Felidae
Gene: ZSCAN26
Product: zinc finger and SCAN domain containing 26
Exons: 4
Coding region: 143-1717 (524 amino acids)
Biological process (GO): regulation of transcription by RNA polymerase II
Molecular function (GO): RNA polymerase II cis-regulatory region sequence-specific DNA binding; DNA-binding transcription factor activity, RNA polymerase II-specific
Source: RefSeq, a predicted model, not a curated record